CCUUAAAAUGAAAUCGCUUGAUAUCAACAAUGUCAUGGAAGGGAAAGAGGUGAUCAAGAGAAGGUUGUUCUCUAAAAGAGUGCUUCUUCUACUUGAUGAUGUUAAUGAUGCAAGUCAACUUGAUGCACUCAUGCAGAAGCGUGAGUGGUUUGGUAAGGGAAGCAAGAUUAUUAUUACCACUCAAGACCAGGGAAUUCUCAAAGUGCCUACACUUGUUGAUGGGGCUUACGAACUUAAUGGCAUGAAUUUUAAUCAUUCUUUGGAACUUUUUAGCAAGCAUGCCUUCAGAAGAGAUAAUCCCAUAAAACAGUACAACUCUCACUCUAUUAGAGCAGCAAAGAUUUGUGGCGGCCUUCCUUUAGCUCUAGAGGUCAUCGGUUCUCUUUUAUCUGGAAAAAGCAUAGAGGAGUGGGAUGCCAUAUUAAAGGAGCUAGAAAAAUUUCCUCAGGAGGAUGUUGAAAAGAAGUUGAUAAUCAGCAUCGAGGCAUUAAAUGAAAGCCAAAAAAAUAUAUUUUUGGAUGUGGCUUGUUUCUUCAUUGGGUGUGAUAGAAGAAUUGUGAUCCACAUGUGGGAAGGCUGUGACUUUUGUCCUCAUCAAUCUCUUUCAAUUCUCCAGCAAAGAUCUUUGAUAAAGAUUAGAGAUGAUAACCAAUUAUGGAUGCAUGAUUGGUUAAGAGAUAUUGGAAGAAAUUUUAUACGAAGAGAGAGUGACAUGAAACCGGAGAAGCAACAAUGGGUGUGGACUUAUGAGCAAGCAUUGGAUGUUUUGGAGAAAACGCAGAAUGGAGGUGGUUUUCAUGGAAAUGAAAACAUUAGAGCAAUAUGUCUUGAGUUCGAUGAACAAUCUCGAUAUCCCUUCAUCAAAGAAUUCUUAGCUAGCCUUUCAAAUCUAGGGUACCUUCGAGUAGACAAAAAGUCCAUGUCUCAAGUGGAUAGUAAAGACUUCAAUGGAGACUCAAUGUCCAUCCUUACUCAAGCUGAUCCUUUCCAAUAUAACCAUAAUUCAAAUUUUCUUCAAACCACAUCUAGCCGAUGUAUCCUUUCAGAAUUGAGAUGGCUUUCAUGGAAUUACUUUCCUAUGGAUUAUAAGCUGACUUUUUACUUGAGGAAGCUAGUAAUCCUUGAUUUAUUAAAGAGUAACAUCACAGAAGAAUGGGAUGGAUGGAGCCACAUAAAGCAGGCUAGGAAUUUGAAGGUCCUAAAUCUAACUGGAUGCCAAGAAUUGCGUGAAACUCCAGACUUGUCUUUUAAUGUGAAUUUAGUACAGUUGAUUCUCGAAGGAUGUAGGAGUUUGGUUCGAAUCCAUCCAUCCAUUAGUCACCUUAAGAGGUUAGUCAUCUUAAACUUGAAGGAUUGUUAUCAUCUACACAUGCUACCUGAUGAGAUAGGGGAGUUAGAAUCUUUAGAGCAACUUCUUUUGGACUCUACAUCUAUAGAAGAGAUCCCUGAAUGGAGAAAGGCGAAGAAAUUGAAAAUUCUCAGCUUGGUUGAAUGUAAAUCACUAAAAAAGUUCAAUUUCGUUGGUUGCGCAACAUCAUCAGUGGGAGUGGAUAUCAUUUUCACUCAACAACCUAAGUCGAUUGAAAACUGCAAUUCACUAACUAAGUUGGAUCUAACGCGUUCAGCAAUUCAGGAGUUGCCUGAUUCAAUUGGAAACUUGAAGAGUUUAAGAGUAUUAAAGAUGAUCGACAGCUCCAUAAGAAAACUACCUAGUGCCAUUGGAAUGUUGGAGAAGCUCGAAGAGUUAGAGGCAGGGGCAUUUGCAAUUACAACACUGAGAGGAGAGAUUCCUGAUAAUAUUGGGAAGCUACGAUAUUUGAAAAGAUUGUGGAUUAGUAUCUGUGGAAUUUCAGCGGCACCGCAACUUCCGGAAAGUUUGAUAGAUCUAAGUUUUAUUUCGACUUCAAUAAAGACGUUGCCACUCUUGAACCUAUUAAACCUAAGAAAAUUGACUGUGUAUUCUCCAAGAAUAACCACCCUAUCGCCCGAUAUCAGUUUUCUUUCUCAGCUGGAGGAACUCACUCUCCGCUGCAUGAAUUUGCAAUGCCUACCUAGGCUUCCGACAAAUCUGUCAAUUUUAUUGAUGGGGGAGAGUAACAAGUGGAAAACUACAAAUGAUCUCUCGUACUUGAAAUCAUUAUGGAAGUUGUUAGUUCGGGAUUGUCGCAGGCUAACAGAAAUUCAAGGCCUUGAAGGUUUGCAGAAUUUGAGAGAAUUAGAGCUCCAUGGGCUUCCAUCAUUGGCGAAGUUGCCUCAUCUGACUAACUUGAGGGAGCUCGAGGCGAUUCGUCUAGAGGAUUGUCCUCAGCUUUUUAAGUUUCGGUGUAGUCUAGACUCAGUGGAGUGCAUUGUUAAUAACCUCGGUUUGAAGAUGCUGCUUGCUACAUCGCGCUCCAAACCUCUACAUAUUCAAUUUCAACAAAAGGAGUUUGAUCCGAUUACACUUUGCCCACGUUGUAACCCUUCGACUCUAUUUUGCACACGCCAUGGCCUUUUGUAUCCUUGACGUUUUCUUUUCACUAUUUUGCAUCACGUAUGUAUUAAGGCCCUUGAUAAGUGCCGUCUCUCCGACUUUAUAAUGUGAUUUUGGUUACUCAAAAAUAAAUCAGUCAUGCUUCCUAGCAAAA
Messenger RNA from Eucalyptus grandis, 2627 nucleotides. Its product is annotated as disease resistance protein RPV1-like. NCBI's taxonomy places the organism in Eukaryota, Viridiplantae, Streptophyta, Magnoliopsida, Myrtales, Myrtaceae. The transcript has 3 exons. The record is from RefSeq and is a predicted model, not a curated record. Gene Ontology annotation, biological process: defense response. Gene Ontology annotation, molecular function: ADP binding. The coding region runs from base 8 to 2506 and encodes 832 amino acids.